UUUCCGUCACAUCCUGUGAUCUUCCGGUCACCGAUCCCUGUCUAUUCCCCUACAGUUGCUAAGUAGCGCUUAUACUGGUCAAGGACCUUUUCAGCUUCCCAUGCUCUGCCAGGCACACAAGAACCUGAGAUGGCACAGAGCCAGGAUAGCUGAUCCAGGCUGGCCAAAGGGAUAUUCUAUACCAUAUGACAUCAUGCUUAGCAUAUAAAGCUGGGGGAAGAAGAAGGAAGGGGGGACAUUCAGAGUUAUGGCGUUUGUCUUCCCAAGUAACCGUUAUGCUUGAUGGAGCCCUGCUUUCCUGGAGAUGGCUGAACACCUGCCUGCUGAUGGGAAGUGGUGAAUUAAUUUCUUCUUUUGCUUUGUUUGCCUGCAUGGCUUUGCUUUAUCUCUUAAACUGUCUUUAUCUCAACCCAUGAGUUUUCUCACUUUUACUCUUCUGAUUCUUUCCCCCAUCCCAUUGAGGGGGAGUGGGCGAGUGGCUGUGUGGUGCUUAGUUACUGACUGGGGCUAAACCAUGACAAGUAGCGAAGUUGGUAAUACUCUUAAUAUAAAAUAAUACUCUUAAUAUAAAAUUGGGGUGCCAGAUAAGACUGUAGCUUAGUUGUGGGUGUGGCUAUUUUACUAUAUGCAGAUAGCACUAAGUUGAUCCUAGGAAAAAUAUAUAUUCGUAGAGAUGAAGUGGUACAAGCUCCCCAGUGUGAAUUCCUCACUACUGCCAUAAUUUCAUAUCAGGGAAAAGAAAUCCAAGAUAUAUAUUAAGGGGGAAAAAAAAAAAAGAUGGAUUCACAAGAUUAUGUCCCAACAAAUUCAAAGCAAGAUAUCAGCCAUCACAUAAAGGUUAGCUCUGGUAAACAUUAUCUUUGUGGCUAUUGUGCAGCCUUCACCAAUAUAGCAGUCACCUUUCCCAUCCAGAAGGUCCUCUUUCGACAACAGUUAUAUGGCUUGAAAACAAAGGAUGCAGUACAUCAGCUGCAGAAAGAUGGAAUUCGAAAUCUCUAUCGUGGAAUCCUUCCUCCAUUAAUGCAAAAAACGACCACCCUGGCUCUAAUGUUUGGCUUGUAUGAAGAUUUCUCCUCCUUGCUGCAUAGUCACACAAGUGCACCUGAACUUCUAACUCGCAGCAUGGCAGCAGUGCUUGCAGGGACCACAGAAGCCAUUCUUACACCUUUUGAACGAGUCCAGACUUUGCUUCAGGACUACAAACAUCAUGACAAAUUUACAAACACUUACCAGGCUUUCAAGGUACUAAAAGUCUAUGGGAUUCGAGAAUAUUAUCGGGGUUUGGUGCCUAUUCUGUUCCGGAAUGGAAGCAGUAACAUCCUCUUCUUUGGCUUACGAGGACCUAUCAAACAGUGUCUGCCUGAAGCAACUUCUUAUAGCACUCACUUGGUCAAUGACUUUAUCUGUGGAGGGUUGUUGGGUGCCAUGCUGGGAUCCUUAUUUUUCCCAAUGAAUGUUGUAAAAGCUCGCAUGCAAUCUCAAAUUGGUGGUGAAUUUCAGUCUUUUUCAAAAGUUUUUGUGACAAUCUGGCUAGAACGUGAUAAAAAAUUGAUGCAUCUUUUCAGAGGAGCCCAUCUGAAUUACCAUCGUUCUGUCCUGUCCUGGGGCAUAACCAAUGCAACAUAUGAAUUCUUGCUAAAGCUGUUAUGAAAAUUAUUACCUUUCUUUGAAGCCCCUCUAUUCACUUGGGUAUUUGUACAUUUGAGGUCACUUAGUCUCUGGGAAUAGAUUAAUUUAUGGAACUUUUUUGUGAAUAACAUGGAAUACCAUGAAACUUGGAGAGAAUUCAAAGCAGCAGUUACAUUUCAGUAGGGAGAUGGGUGAUAUUGUUAGUGGUUGCUUAGUGUGAAAGGUAAUUAGCCUUAUUAACGGCCUUCAGUAUUUAUGUGGUAAAGAGCAAUACAUCUAAAUCUUGAUGCAAUUGAAUACACUUCUAAACAAGUUAAAGUAUUUAUAUGCUGGUGGAUAAAUUUACCCACAGUGGAAUAACUAGACAAAUGCAAAGUAAAAAAAUAUUUGUAUAUUGGUCUAGUAGUUUAUUCUAUCAUUUCCGAUGUUUCCUAAUACUCCCAGUUAUAAAAUUUUUCACUGUGCACAUUGUAUAAUAUGGAAGUCAAGAAGGGGCCAAUGAAAGCUGCUUCUCUUGCUUGAUACACUACACUAAACUAAACUUUCAAAUGUCUUGGGGUUCUAAAUUAUCUCUGGAGUUUAAAUAGAAGCUGCCAAUUUCUGAUGAGGAUGACUUUCUUUCUGAACCUCAAGUUUAAAAUGAGCCUACACAAACUAUUUUGCCAAACAUUUUACUGCUCAGCUUUAACAUGAACAUCAUCCAUUCACCAACAUAAGGGUAGCUACUGAAUAUUUAACUUCAGUGUAAACUGAUCCAGUGCAAAGUGGACUUGUGCCUCUGUGUGUGUGUGCCCUGAAAUGGAAAGGUGGAAGGAGCGAAACAGCAAUUUUAUCUCAAGCUUUAAAAGUGAGAGCACUCUUUCCUUGUUGAAAGACCUUCUAUUUGUAAAUUCAGUAUACUCAAGUUUUCUGCUUUUGUAUUACUUUGUUUCUUUUACAAACACAUGAAAAUUGAUCUCUCGCUAUAAUGCUCAAACAGUAAUACAGCUUCAUCUGACUGUCAAACUACUUCAUUAACAGCUUUUUUUUGAUCUUUUGCACCUUAUUUUUGUUUAAUUUGGGCUGUGGCAGAUUUUUACAUCAGCACUGACAAAGUGAGAUUUCUGGGUAUAAGCAUUUAAGGCAUUAAAGGGAAAGCAAGCAUAACUACCAAACAGGUGACUGUCUUAAUACUUUUUUUUUGUUUUCUUUUGCUUUUUUUUUGGGGGGGGGAGUGCUAUGCAUGAAAGUUCAUGAAGUAUUCUUUGUUUUGGGGGGUGGGAGCAGGAAAGCUUUCAGAAAUUAUUCUGAAUUGUUCUUUUCCUAGCCUUUAGGCCCUGUAAAACAAUCAGUGAUAAUACUGCAGUAAACAGUUAAGAGGCUGUGCAGUAUUAGAGGAGCUGAGGCAGAGAUAGACAGGUGGUUUCAGAAUCAUGUUCCUAUGGCAGACACCACCGAGAAUGAGGCACCAUGGACCCUGGUAACUCACAGAAGUAGGAGUCCACAUCAGCCUACACCCUCCACCAUCACAAUCAGAAACAGAUAUGAAGCCUUAACGACUGAGGACACCCAUGAGCAAGGUCUGCAAAGUCCCCUGCAAGGGGAAACUGUACCAGCAACAUACAGUGGACAUCGUAAAAAGAAACAAUGAGCAUUUGUGGUGGGUGACUCUCUGUUGAAGGAUACUGAGGCACCCAUCUGCCGACCUGACAGGGAGUCACGAGAGGUGUGCUGCCUUCCAAGAGCUAAGGUUCGAGACAUGGCUGAGAGGGUGCCACAACUCAUCAGGAGAACAGACUACUAUCCACUGCUACCAUUUCAUGUAGGCAUGAAUGAUACUGAGAGCCGUAACCUGGGUAAAAUCAAGGAAGACUUUCAAGCCUUGGGGAAGCAAGUGAAAAAUAUUGGCGCCCAAGUUAUCUUCUCUUCCAUUUUGCCAGUUCGAGGGAAGGGGGCAGCCAGAAAUAGGUGCAUUAUGUAUAUCAACUCCUGGCUACGUGGCUGGUGCCAUCGUGAGGGGUUUGGCUUUUACAACAAUGGGGUGUUCUUCAAUGACUACAACAUGUUAGGGAGGGAUGGAAUCCACAUGUCUAGAAGGGACAAGGGAAUCUUCAGCAGUAGGCUGGCUAACUUGGUGAGACAGGCUUUAAACUGAAGGACUUGUGGGGUGGGAUCCGUUAUGGAAAUGCUCAUACCAGCACAUCCAUCAGGGGAGUAAGUCAGGCCAACCAAUGGGGCGACAAAUGUUCCUUAGCCGUCUCUCAAGAUGUGAAACAGAAGAGCAAUCGCCUCAAGUGUAUGUAUAGAAAUGCACGCAGUCUAGGAAACAGACAGGAGGAACUGGAGCUCUGUGUCCACACAGGUGGUUAUGACAUCUUAGGAGCAACUGAAACAUGGUGGGACAGCUCAAACAACUGGGGGAUCGCGAUGCACGGUUAUAGGCUCUUUUCUAUAGACAGGCAGGGUAGAAGAGGGGGAGGAGUCACACACUACAUCAAGGAACACCUUGAAUGUAUCAAAGUCAACUAUGGUGAUUGCGACUGCUCUAUCAAAUGCCUCUGGGUUAAAGUCAGAGGGGUCAUUUCCAAGCAGGACCUCACAGUGGGCACCUGCUACCAACCUCCUAACCAUGAUGACAAUGCCGAUGAAGUGAUACUUGGGGCACUAAAGCAAGCUUCUGGCCAACAGAACCUGGUCCUGAUGGGUGACUUCAACUACCCAGACAUCUCCUGGAAGAACAAUACGGCAGUUCGCAUGUCAUCAACCAAAUUCCUGGAAUGCGUAGAGGACUCUUUCCUCAUACAAAUGUUAGAUGUGCCAACCAGGAAGGAGGCACUGCCGGACUUGCUAUUCGCAAACCAAGAAAACCUGAGUUCGGGAUCCUCUGAGCAUGCCAAAAGUCAGUACUAAGACAAGGGUUCUGGAUUUUAGAAGAGCAAACUUCAGCUCACUCAGGGCUCAGUUGGGAGGGAUCCCGUGGGACGUUUCCAUGGAAGAUAAAGGAGCUAGUGAGUGCUGGGAGUUCUUCAAGAACUCUCUCUUGGAAGCACAAAACCAGUUUAUCCCCUAUAAAGGAAAGGGAAGUAAGCGGAGCAAGAGGCCCCCUUGGCUCAACCAUGAGCGCCUGGGUCUACUCAAAUCCAAAAGAGAAGCAUACCAGAGAUGGAGAAGUGGAGGUUUAUCUGUUGAGAGCUACAAGGGCAUUGCCAGAGAGUGCAGAGAUGCAGUUAGAAAAGCAAAAGCCCAGCUUGAGUUGAAACUGUCUGUAGAUGUCAAAAAUAACAAGAAAGGGUUCUUCAGACAUGUCAACCACAAGCAGAAAAAGGGAAACAUAGGCCCACUGUUAAACAGAAAAGGAGAGUCAGUCACCAACGAUGCGGAAAAGGCAGAGGUCCUCAACACCUUCUUCACCUCUGUCUUUGCCAACACUGUUGGGUCCCAGGCUUUAGGAACGAAGUUCCUGGUUGAUCCAAACAUAGACCCAGCAUCAGUGAAUUAUUACAGGAGCUUGACCCCUACAAAUCGGUGGGCCCUGACGCCAUCCACCCGAGGGUGUUGAGAGAGAUGGCUGAUGUCAUUGUGAGUCCACUCUCCAUAAUCUUUGAGAAGUCAUGGAGAAUGGGGGAUGUCCCAGAGGACUUGAGGAAAGGCAAAUCUUACCCCUAUCUACAAGAAGGGCUCGAGGGAGGAUCCGGGUAACUAUAGGCCCAUCAGCCUUACUUCAAUCCCUGGGAAAGUUAUGGAACAAAUCCUCCUGAGGGCCAUCACAAGUCAAAUGAAGCACAUGACUGGGAAAAGCCAACAUGGCUUCACUAAAGGCAGAUUGUGCUUGACAAACCUGGUGGCCUUCUAUGACAAAGUGACUUGCCUGGUUGACAUGGGGCGGGCGGAGGACAUUGUCUACCUAGACUUCUCCAAGGCCUUUGAUACGGUCCCCCGCGGCUUCUUCCUGGAGAAAUUAAUGCGAUAUGGCCUAGACAAAUGGUCUGUGCAGUGGGUGGGUGUGGAGUAAGUGAAUGUGGCCUCCCAUGAUCUCAUCACCCUUAUUGGAUGCAAGCCGUGGGAUAGAAAAACAACCCACACAAAAACACAGAACUGAGGCCUUGAUAUGCAGGACAGAAGGUCAGGGGCACAGCUGGAGCACCAAAGCAGGAGAGCGCGCUUAUCUAUGUUUAUACCAUAUGUGGAGCUAGUGUGCUAGAACAGAUUCAGAGGCGGAGAGAAGGGAAAAAUACUAGCUCAGGAGGCAGACUAUAUUAAGGCUGCUCUUUUGUGAAUAAAUGGCUUUUUGGCUUUGCUUGUGCAUGAAUACGGAGUCCAUGUUAUGAAUCGCCACAGGUAGGGAAUUGGCUGACAGGCCGCACCCAAAGGGUGGUGUUAAAUAGCUCUUUUUCAAAGUGGCAACCUGUCACAAGUGGGCUCCCCCGGGGAUCAAUAUUGGGCCCAAUGUUAUUCAAUAUCUCUGUAACUGAUCUGGAUAACGGGAUCAAGUGUGGCCUGAUGAAGUUUGCAGAUGACACCAAAUUGAGUGGGGAAGUAGACACUCCAGAAGGGAGAGUCGCUCUGCAGGGAGAUCUGGAUAGGCUGGAAGAUUGGGCCAGCAAGAACCUUAUGAAGUUCAACAAGGAGAAGUGUAAGGUCUUGUACCUAGGAAAACAUAAUCUGGGAGUGCAGCACAGACCGGGAUGCACCUGGCUGGAGAGCAGCAUUGUGGAAAGGGACCUGGGGGCCUGGUGGGGGGAACCUCAACAUGAGCGAACAGUGGCUGCUGCAGCCAAGAAGGCCGAUAGGAUGCUGGGUUGCAUCAAAAAGGGCAUCACCAGCAGAGAGAAAGAAGUCAUUAUCCCACUCUACUCAGCGCUUGUGUCCUGGUUUCAGCUGGGAUAGAGUUAAAUUUCUUCGUAGUAGCUAGUAUGGGACUAUGUUUUGGAGUUUUGCUGGAAACAGUGGCGAUAAUGUGGGGAUGUUUUAGUUGUUGCUAAGUAGUGCUUACACUGGUCAAGGACUUUUUCAGCUCCCCAUGCUCUGCCAGGUGCACAAGAAGCUGGGAGGGGACACAGCCGGGACAGCUGACCCAAAAUGACCAAUGGGAUAUUCCAUACCAUAUGACAUCAUGCUCAGUAUAUAAAGCUGGGGGAAGAAGAAGGGAGGGGGACAUUGGGAGUGACGGCUUUUGUCUUCCCAAGUAACCGUUAUGCGUGAUGGAGCCCUGCUUUCCUGGAGAUGGCUGAACACCUGCCUGCCCAUGGGAAGUAGUGAAUGAAUUCCUUGUUUUGCUUUGCUUCCGCAUGCAGUUUUUGCUUUACCUAUUAAACUGUCUUUAU
Messenger RNA from Phalacrocorax carbo (great cormorant), 6932 nucleotides. NCBI's taxonomy places the organism in Eukaryota, Metazoa, Chordata, Aves, Suliformes, Phalacrocoracidae. The record is from RefSeq and is a predicted model, not a curated record.